AUUUUAGAUUCCAUUCGCACUUAAGCGGCCAAGUUCCUACCUUUAAAGAGUAGGGGAAGCUACUGUUGGGAUUAGGCCCAACGCCCUCCUAGGGCCACACGCAACAAGCCCAACUACGCACCCACAGGCCCAAGAGGAGGAGACAUACCCAUGUGGGCAGCACCACGUGGGCCAAUGAGAGGCUUACAUGUGCAGAUACAUGUCAGCACUUGGGGUUAUAAAUACUCCCCAACCACCUCCGAAGAAGGUGUAGAAGUAGCUGAGGACUUCAACAGUGUUGGACUGCGAAGCUGCCGAAACAUUGGCGCCGUCUGUGGGAACUCGAACAAGAAGUUGUGGGGAGCCGAACAGGAUCACCUAAGUGAAACAGAUGAUGAUGAAAGAACACCAACGGGGUAUGCAACCCAACUUGAACAGUUCCAAGUUCCAACAGGAACAAGACAAAGACCUUCUAGACCACGCAAUUCACAGCAUGAACGACCUGAAAGGUCAACAGAACCUGCUCGGACAGCCGAGCUCGAAGAGAGAACCAGAGUUCUCGAAAUGGCAAUGGGUAAAAUCCUUGCCCGUCUGAUUCCUGAUGACCCCCUGAUUCCUUUGCUGAACAGGGAUGCACAACCAGCUGCGGUUGUUGCAACGCGAAACUCCCCCGCUCUAAGCAACAUAGUGGUGCCAACCCGGCCAAGGGGAAGUGGAAAAAUAAAUAACGAACCCAGCUCGUCCAAGCAUAGUGAAGAAUUGAUGAGAAAGAACGCAGACCUUGAAAGGCAGCUGCGGGACGUACAGAAAUCCAUUGACGAGCUGAAAAGUCCCAGGUCCCACCAACAGACUUUGGAUUUGGAUAGUGCUCCGCUGAACUUAUCCAUCACAGCAGAACCGUAUCAAGAGGGAUUCAAAAUUCCCCACCUGGAGACAUAUGAUGGCUCGGGCGAUCCGGAUGAACAUCUACACACUUAUCAGGCCAUCAUGAGGAUCCAAAAUGCAAAUGAUGCCAUGAUGUGCAAAAGAGAGAUCAAACGCACGGCAACCGAGCUAAUGCAAGUUAAUCAAAAGGAAGGGGAAUCUCUGAGAGAUUACAUGCAGCGAUUCAACAAAGCCACUCUGGACAUUGACAACGUCCCAAAUACCAUCUGUCUAUCGGCAUUGUUGCAUGGGUUGAAGCGCGGUCGGUUUCUAGACGACCUACUAGAGAACCCACCCAGGACUUGGAAUGAAGUGAAUGACAGGUCGGCUAGCUUCAUAUUAUCAGAAGACUUCCAGUCGUCCAAGCGACGAGCUGACGAUAAGCAAAGCAAAAGCCAGGAGCAGCCACCGAGAAGGGAAGAAAAGAAGAAACAGAAAGUCGGCGAGCAGUGGGGGAAGCCCGCUGACUUCCCAAAGUAUGCCAACUACAUUCCUUUAACCCUGCCAAGGUCUCAAAUCCUUGCACAAAUCCAACACUGGGUUAGGAGACCCCUGCCUCCGUUGCACGAUUCCCCAAGAGCAGAUAAGAGCAAACAUUGUGACUACCAUCGUGUGUAUGGCCACAAUACUAAAGACUGCCAACACUUGAAGGACGAGCUGGAGUUUCUGGCUCGCAAUGGAAAGCUAGAAGGAUAUGUUCAGAAGCCCCACGCCCAGCAACCCAGUCAAACUCAUUUUGUACAGGGUUAUAACCGACCUCAAGGGCAGAGAUACCAGCUCGGCGGGGCGCAAAAUGUAUAUCAGGAUAGCCAAUAUCCUUCUAAUCAGGGGAGAGCAUACAGAGGGCAUCCGUUCAACAGGAGGGGAUAGGGGCAAAGAGCUGCUGCCUAGAACCAAAAAGAUAAGAAAGGGGUAGGCUAUGCUGAGAUAUCCCCACCCUCAGGUACAAUAAACAUGAUAUCAGGAG
Molecule: messenger RNA, 1870 nt
Organism: Rubroshorea leprosula
Lineage: Eukaryota; Viridiplantae; Streptophyta; Magnoliopsida; Malvales; Dipterocarpaceae
Source: the annotation of a GenBank genome assembly